Messenger RNA from Abrus precatorius (Indian licorice), 3206 nucleotides. RefSeq names its product protein-tyrosine-phosphatase IBR5. The record is from RefSeq and is a predicted model, not a curated record. Gene Ontology annotation, molecular function: MAP kinase phosphatase activity; protein tyrosine/serine/threonine phosphatase activity. Gene Ontology annotation, cellular component: nucleus. The transcript has 5 exons. Bases 595 to 1413 code for a protein of 272 amino acids. Lineage: Eukaryota; Viridiplantae; Streptophyta; Magnoliopsida; Fabales; Fabaceae. Gene Ontology annotation, biological process: abscisic acid-activated signaling pathway; protein dephosphorylation; auxin-activated signaling pathway.
AUGACAAAGGUUGAGUGUUAGGCAAGUAGUUGUACGAGAUCUAGGAGAAUAUGAAACCUGGAUUGUUCACGUGCCAACCCAGAAUCUCGAAGCCCCCAAAAUCCACCCAACCAAUACACAUAAACUCAAAUUUCACCGCUUUUUCAUUCAUGAUCAUCCAUUCAAAUCCCUCUCUAUAAUUACAAAGGACUAAUGCCUUCAUCAAAAUCCAGUUCAGUCACUACUAUUACGGCUUCUACUUCUAACUUGAUAACAUCAUUAUCACGUUCCUCACGAAAUUUCCUUAUAUAACCUCUCUCUCUGUUUCUUCUUUCCUCUUUCUCUCUUGCACCCCUUUCUUCUCUCCGCACCACACCCUCUUUCCUCGCUUUGCCGAAGCUCUGAUUUUUCCUUUCCAAUCGUUCAUAAUUUCACCUUUUUUUCCUGUUUUCUUUGAUCUGGGUGUUUCCUUUAUCGUGCUUCGAAUCAUUUUACCGUUCUGGGUCUUUCUCAGCUGUGGAAAAGAUCUGAUUUUUCGCCCUGUUUCUUGGUGAACGACCUUGUUGUGCGAUUUCGUGAUCUGGGUCUGAAGGGAAUCGCUGCUAUUGUUCAAUUAUGAGGAAAAGAGAGAGGGAGAAUCCUUGUGGGGUGUGUGGCCACUAUCACAAAUACGAAGAAGGGGAAGUGUGUUCGAUAUGUGGCCACCGGAUUCCGGUUGGAUCGGAGAAAUCUUCGAUACAAGUUAGUGCUUUUCCUUCGAUGAUUUUGCCGGAAUUUCUUUACCUAGGUAGCUAUGAUAACGCUUCACGCUCGGAGCUUCUCAAGACUCAGGGGAUUUCUCACAUCCUCAAUACUGUCCCGUCAUGUCAAAAUCUUUACAAGAACUCAUUUACCUAUCACUGCCUCCCAGAUGACAAAACUUUGCCAUUUGAUGAAGCAAUUCAGUUUUUAGAACAAUGUGAGAAUGAUAAGGAGCGUGUUUUGGUUCAUUGCAUGUCAGGAAAGAGUAGGUCUCCAGCUAUUGUAAUUGCAUACUUGAUGAAGUCCAAAGGAUGGAGACUUGCGCAGAGUUAUCAGUGGGUAAAGGAACGGAGACCUUCUGUUGAAUUAACUCAAGGUGUCUACCAGCAACUGCAGGAGUAUGAGCAAAAGAUCUAUGGACCAAUCGACAGUGGCAGCUCUCUACUACCCAAUUUCUCUCCUAUCACACCUCCUUCAAUCAGCUUCGGUUUCCCAAAGGUCAAUGAUCCAACUCAGCUUCCUUCCUUUAGCACUGCCGGAACUCCUUCAAUUUUCGCCCGAGCACCCCAUGACGUUGCUCCCACUGAGUUUACGUUUGGAGCAAGUCAGACACAAAAGAGUGUGACUGGAAGCCCCUUCAAUGCAAAUCCACCUAAUCCAAAUGGUACUGAUAUCCAAAUGGAUGGUUCUUGAUUCUCACCACCAUGUGUGAUUAAGCUGCUUGACGAAUUGGCUUGUGGUAAGGUUACAGGUUUAAGUCAAGGUGCAACAACCAUAAGUGACUUGUCAAUUCUAUACGAAGUUCUUUUUCUCAUGUUUUUUUUUUAAAAUCUUCUCAUAGUUAUCUUUGGCUGUAGUAUUGAGUAAUAUCAUCUUUUGGCCUCGUGCCUCUGCCUCAGUAGAUCUUCGCUAGACACUAUCCACUUUUCAAUAUUACAAGGAAAAUUUUAUCUGUUGAGUAUACAACAUUAAACAAUCUUCUUGUGGAACCGCUGUUCUGAAAUAUACAAAAUUCAUAGACAAGUUUUUAAAAUUUAUUGUGAAUUUUUCACCAUUCUAAAGUAACCAUAAAAUGCAUAAUAUUUGGUGGCUGAAUGUGAUUUUUCGAUAUUUAUUUUCUGCACUAUUACAUUCCGCUUAACAUUAGGACGUGCUCCAUCAUUCUCCACCAAUGAGUUUUUUUCUCUUAUGAAUGAUUGAAAUUAAAAUAUAAAAGUCAUGUGAUAAUUUUAAUUAGUUAUGAUUUUUUUAAAUGAUUAUGACAUUUAAAACUUUUAAUCUUAACUAUUUAUAUAUAAUGGUAAAAUUCAGAUAAUUUUGAGUAUGAUUGUGAGCUUUAUGCAAAAGCCUAGUCAAAUCAUUUGCAACUCUACAAGGUAACCACCAUUCUUUCAUGGUUUACCCCUCGUGUCUCAGGCUUGAACAAGUAUAUGUUUUGAUUUAUGUUUAUUGUCCUUUCGCCUUCAAAUAUUUUCAUAGCAUUCAAAUUAGUCGAAAUGGACUACGUUUUGCUUUCUCCUCCAAGAUUGGAGUUUCCUCGCGCUGAUUUCUUUUGAGAGGACGGGCCGAACCUUAAGGUAAUAAUAAGAUUGUCACCUUGUUAUUUAAAGGAUAUGGGUUUGUAUAAAUCUUGGAAAUAGUUACUCGAAUAAGAUUGUGUACAUCUAUUUUCUUAUCCUAAACGCUACUUGAUGAGAGCCUUGUGCUUUUCUCUUUAUGUUUCUUUCAAGGUUUUAUCAUUUCUAUUUUUGAGACAAGUUUAUGUAAAAUUUUAUUUUGGAUAGCCUUUUUUUAUGGCUAUUGAUAAAAAGAUUAGUUGUCUGAAAAAUUAUUUGCUCUCGUCCUUUUUAUAGACUAUUUUUAAAAUAAAAAACUUUAUAAUUCAGGACAGUACACAUUUCCUAAACAGGUGCAAAAGUCAAACAAAAGAUUAACUCCUCCACUAAUGGAUCACGAAGGUUACAUCAUAUUAAGACUUCUUAUUAUUAACUAAGUUCAUUAAAAUAAAAUUUUCGUUGUCAUAAAUUCUUACCUAGUUUGUCAUUCUCUACAAGCAUUUUCUUGCACUUACUUUUACCUCUGUACAAGGCACAACCCUUUCAAUUUAGAGCUCACCAGAAAACAUUUAUGAAGGGGGUUCAACCUCGUAAACCUUUUAUGAUUAAAUAUGACAAAAGAAAGAGGGAGAAUUAAUAAAACAGUUCUGUCAUUUAAAGAUUAAAUAAUUAACAUUGUAUUUUUUUCCCUGAGAGAAGAGGCUAGAGAACUGAGAGAAAAGAAAUGUUAAUAAUACACUUCUAUCACACAUAAUUUACAUGAUUGAUUUUUUUUUUUAAUUUAAAAUACUUACAUCCUAAAUCGAUAUAUAUUUUUUAAAAAUUAUUGCAAUGCUUUUAAAAAACUGACCAAUUAAAAGAGGUAAGUUGAAAAGUAUAUUUGAAAAAGUGUGUUCUUAGCAUCCUAGGAAUACACCAGCACCAAAGUUG